AUGCCUGCCACACCCGGCUCAGCAUCCAAGACACGACCGGCAAGAGGCGGACUGGACUCAUUCGCAAGGGAGGAACUCAUGGCCAGCCUAUCCUCACCCGCCAUCCCCAGCGCCCAAGCAGGCGGGCCAACACCACCCUCACCCUCGCCAAAAACAAUCAGACCAUCCCUCAGCCAGCUCCCAUUCGAAAUCAAGCAGCGGAUCGUCUACUGGCUCAACCGCUUCGAAGAAAUCGAGCAGCCAUUCGACUCGGACGAUAGCGAUAUCGAGGAAGUAGACGACGACGAAUUCACCGACAAGCCCCCCAGGAAAUCCCCCCAGAAAAUUAUCACCCGCUCCCAGGCAGGAAAAACCUCCCCCAAACACCCCUCUCCUCCCGAACCGUCCCCCAAACCUCCAAGCACCGAGCAGAAUUCUAUCCACGCACUCUCGCUCGUUGAUCGCUCGUUUUAUGAGAUCUGCAGGCCGUUUAUUUGGCAGACCCUAGACCUGGAAAACUUUGCCCUCAGCAAGCUACGAGACCUAAGGACGGAAGUACUGCCACGACAUGCGGAAUGCGUGCGACGGAUAUGGUGGCGGGUGGAUAUCGCGGAGCUAGAGACGUACGAGCCGGAGAGCUGGAUGAGCGGGACGGAGGAGGAGAGGGUGGCGCAGCGGCCGACAGAGUGGGGCGAGGAGGGCCGGUCGGUGGAGCUCCUGGAGAUCCUCAAGAUGUGCACAAAGGCGACGAGUCUGGAUGUCGAUCUGAAGCCGGCUCGGCAGAGCUUAGACGAGCACCAAGAGUUCAUCAUCGAGCCCGGACAUCCGACGGCCAAGUUCCUCCAGCCGAUCUCCCAAAUGACCCUGCUGACCACCAUCGCACUCACCGCGCCCUCCGAUGGCUUCCCGUUUACCGAGCCCUUCCUCGUCCGUCUGAUCAGAGACAUGGCAGGGCUCCAGAGCUUCACCUGCUGCUCGAUCGAGGCCCACGCGCCGGACAUCGAACACUCCAGCUCGAUCACCGUCUGCGAAUCCCCCCUGGCUCUCCAUCUCUCCAAGCUGGAUUCGCUCAAGGAGCUCGACCUGGACCAGGCGGACUGCUUCGACUUGAGCUGGAGCACGAUUGACUGGGCCGGCGCACUCGAGAACCUGGCCCUGGAUGACUGCUGUCGCGUCUCGCUCACUGCGCUCCAUUCGUUCUGCAUGAAGUUCUCCAAGUCACUCGCCAGCAUCGAGCUGAGCGAUGUACCAUAUGACCCGGAGGUCUUCGAUGGGGGGCUGCCCACACGGACGAUCUCGGAACUGGAGACGGGCCGGUUCAGAUUCAAGCUCCCAGAACUCACCACACUCUCGAUCUCCAGCGAUCUCCCGAUCAUCUUCCUGGAGGCCUUCGAGGACUGCAAGAAGAUCAAGCUGCUCGAGCUGGCCCUCAACCCGUCGAUCACGGCCACGGAGGUCGAACGACUGAUCAACCCGGACUCGUGGCCCCUCCUCGAGAAAGUGAUCAUCGCACCCGCCGACUCCGACCUCUCCGCCGGCCAGAUCGAGGCCCUCGAGCUCUUCUACUUGAGCAAGGGCGUCGCGACUUUCCACGAUUACCAACCCCAGAGGGUGUAA
Puccinia triticina is the source of this 1596-nucleotide messenger RNA. RefSeq lists its product as uncharacterized. The record is from RefSeq and is a predicted model, not a curated record. The transcript is spliced from 4 exons. The coding region runs from base 1 to 1596 and encodes 531 amino acids. NCBI's taxonomy places the organism in Eukaryota, Fungi, Basidiomycota, Pucciniomycetes, Pucciniales, Pucciniaceae.